Molecule: messenger RNA, 918 nt
Organism: Pogonomyrmex barbatus (red harvester ant)
Lineage: Eukaryota; Metazoa; Arthropoda; Insecta; Hymenoptera; Formicidae
Gene: RpL12
Product: ribosomal protein L12
Biological process (GO): translation
Cellular component (GO): ribosome; cytosolic large ribosomal subunit
Molecular function (GO): structural constituent of ribosome; large ribosomal subunit rRNA binding
Source: RefSeq, a predicted model, not a curated record
CAUAUUACGCUAUUCCGUUCACUGAUUUCCUGUUCCUUUCUUAUCCUUUACUCUGGAUUGCAGACGUGGUUUCCUCGUGAUCAAGAUUCAUCUGCGUUUUUUCAUUAAAGUUCUUAGAAACAUUUGUAAAAAUGCCUCCUAAAUUUGAUCCAAAUGAAAUUAAAAAAGUAUAUUUGCGAUGUGUUGGUGGUGAGGUAGGAGCUACUUCAUCUCUUGCCCCUAAAAUUGGUCCUCUUGGAUUGUCUCCAAAAAAAGUUGGCGAUGACAUUGCUAAAGCUACUAGUGAUUGGAAAGGUCUUAAAAUCACAGUUCAACUGACUAUUCAAAACAGACAAGCUACGAUUUCAGUUGUGCCAUCUGCUGCUUCUUUGAUAAUUAAAGCUCUCAAAGAGCCACCCAGAGAUCGUAAAAGGCAAAAGAACAUCAAGCAUAGUGGUAAUCUAACAUUUGAUGACAUUGUUUCCAUUGCCCGUGCUAUGAGGUCAAGAUCGAUGUCUCGAACACUCAGUGGUACUGUCAAAGAAAUCUUGGGUACAUGUCAAUCAGUAGGAUGUACCGUGGAAAGUAGACCACCUCAUGACCUUAUAGAUGACAUUAAUGCUGGAGAAUUAGAAGUUCCAGAAGAAUAAUUGUUGGUAGGUAUAGAGCUCUUAGUUUGCUCUUUUCAUUUUUGAUACAACAGAGAUGUUUUGACAAUCUAACUGUGAUUAUUGAUAUAAUCUUGAAAUUAGUUAUUUUUGUAUAUACAUAACAUGUAAUGUCAUCAUAAUGAAAAGAGUUGACUUUGAGCUCUUGGUAGGGGUUGGCAUCCCAUCCACCUGCUUAGCACUAACUUCAUUAAAGUGUUAUGUGCUAGCAGGCAUCUUGCCAUUGAGGAGAUAACCUCAAUAAAAAAUCAUGAUGUAAUUUCUAAGACAA